Messenger RNA from Mytilinidion resinicola, 2180 nucleotides. Its product is annotated as cell division cycle protein-like protein Cdc20. NCBI's taxonomy places the organism in Eukaryota, Fungi, Ascomycota, Dothideomycetes, Mytilinidiales, Mytilinidiaceae. The transcript has a single exon. The coding region runs from base 219 to 2021 and encodes 600 amino acids. Gene Ontology annotation, molecular function: anaphase-promoting complex binding; ubiquitin ligase activator activity; protein binding. The record is from RefSeq and is a predicted model, not a curated record. Gene Ontology annotation, biological process: positive regulation of anaphase-promoting complex-dependent catabolic process; positive regulation of ubiquitin protein ligase activity; anaphase-promoting complex-dependent catabolic process. Gene Ontology annotation, cellular component: anaphase-promoting complex.
CCAUCCGCCUUCCUCACCACCUACCACACACCCCUUCAAUUGCAUUCAACCCAAUCACUACUCUGUACAAAGUUCUUACUUUGCAUCAGUUACGCCAUUGUCUAAUACUAAUAAUACCCAAACCCAGCAGUAUACACUAAAAAAAUCAUACUGUAGGUCCCACAUGCAUAUGCGCUCCGGGCAUUGGCUAACAAGGCACUAGUAGGAGUGGAGCAGCGAUGGCCAGCCCAGCAGUUUGCACGCCAGUGAGGAACUCUCACAAGAGUGCCUUCAACCUCCGUACCGCCGGCGGUCGGAUGCCACUGACACCCUCUCCCCGUACGCCAACCCGCCAGCUCUCUGAUGUGCCCGGAGCACAGCAGGAGUCCAUCCAUGGCACCAACAACUUCAUGUCACGCCUUGCCGGCCGGUCAGUCUCCAAGACCUCAGUCCGUGACUCGCCCAAGUCAAACAUUGCUCGGUCCAACAACUCCCCUCGGCGACUCGAGCUUGGCGUAUCAGACUGGGCCUUGACCGGCACUGGCAACACGACAUCGACAAAGCAGACACCUUUGAAGUCGCGAAAGGACGGUGUCAUUCGCCCCCGUGUUGGCAAGUCGAGGAUCACAUACAAUGCCGCCGACCGGUUCAUCCCCAACCGGACUGCUAGCGACGCCAUCUGCAACGUUGGCGGCAAGCUUGACCUCGAAAAUCGACCCAAGUCAAGCAAAGGCGAGGGCUCGGCGAUUCUUGCUACCGCUGCGAGCGCCUUUGACCUCGGCGGACGAGGAUCCGAAGACGAUGUCACCCUUUCCCUCGAAGGCCUGUGUCUGGAUGACGAGGACGACGGCGAGAUUUACACUAAGCCGUCGCCAAAUGCAGUUGCAUACCAAUCAUCACUAGCCUCAGCAUGUGGUGUGUCCCUCAACACUCGCAUACUUGCAUUCAAGCCUGCUCCUCCCGAGUCAUCGAAGCCCAUUGACCUCCGAUCGCAAUACAACCGACCCCUCAAGCCAGCUGGAGGUAUCUCAGCGCAGUUCCGUCGCCGUGUGCCUUCAGCACCGGAGCGUGUUCUCGAUGCACCAGGUCUUGUUGACGACUACUACCUCAACCUCCUAGACUGGUCUUCCGGCAACCAGGUCGCCAUUGGCCUCGAGCGUUCAGUUUAUAUCUGGUCUGCCGAGUCUGGCAAUGUCUCAUCACUUCUUGAGGUUCCCACCGACACCUAUGUCUCCUCGGUGAAGUGGUCCGGUGAUGGUGCUUACGUCGGUGUCGGACUUGGCACGGGUGAGGUCCAGAUCUGGGACGUUGAAGAAGGCACCAAGCUGCGAAGCAUGUUCGGCCACGAGACUCGCGUUGGUGUUAUGGGAUGGAACAAGCACAUCCUCUCCACCGGUGCCCGCUCCGGUCUUGUAUACAACCACGACGUCCGCAUUGCUCAGCACAAGGUCGCCGAGCUCGUCUCUCACACUGGUGAGGUCUGUGGUCUGGAAUGGCGCGCCGAUGGCGCACAGUUGGCUACUGGCGCCAACGACAACCUCGUCUCCAUCUGGGAUGCCCGUAGCCUCCAGGCCCCGAAGUUCACCAAGACAAACCACCGUGCUGCCGUCAAGGCCUUGGCAUGGUGCCCAUGGCAAUCCAACCUCCUGGCCACUGGUGGUGGAAGCCACGACCGUCACAUCCAUUUCUGGAACUCCACUACUGGCGCUCGUACCAACAGUAUCGACACUGGAUCGCAAGUCACUAGCCUGAGGUGGAGCACCGGCUACAAGGAGAUCGUCAGCAGCUCCGGCUUCCCGGACAACAGCCUCAGCAUCUGGAGCUACCCUACCCUUGUCAAGAAUGUCGAGAUCCCAGCCCACGAGUCCCGUGUUUUGCACAGCUGCUUGAGCCCAGACGGACAGAUGCUUGCGACUGCGGCUGCGGACGAGUCUCUCAAGUUCUGGAAGUUGUUCGAGAAGAAGGCGGGCGCAGGAGGCGCAUCGAGGGAGAGCAGUGCCACUGUCAAGGCGAGCGUCGUCAAGCAGAUGACGAUUCGUUAAGUUUGAUGGCCUGAUAGCGGAAGAGAGUCAAUGGGGGUUUGAGUUUAGCAGUUGCUUGGAAGGAGAGUUGGUUGGGGUGGUGUGAGAGCUUUGGUCUUGCAAUAAUAUGUCAAGGUGCUUCAGCGAUUGCGCAGGAGAGGGAGAGAUGGUAGAAGGAGA